Molecule: messenger RNA, 7962 nt
Organism: Homalodisca vitripennis (glassy-winged sharpshooter)
Lineage: Eukaryota; Metazoa; Arthropoda; Insecta; Hemiptera; Cicadellidae
Product: ELAV-like protein 3
Exons: 11
Coding region: 269-1465 (398 amino acids)
Cellular component (GO): ribonucleoprotein complex
Molecular function (GO): RNA binding
Source: RefSeq, a predicted model, not a curated record
CCAUACCGAUAUCUGGUCGUCAACGUCAUUUAGUUCCCGCACGUCGAUGCAACUUGUGUUUUGUUUCUAGUAGUUCAGCACAGAUUUGUUUAGCCAUCUUAAUUCCUUUUGAUUCGGAAACUGCAAUUCCUGAUUUUGUCAGCAUCUUCUCGACUGUACUGGACUGUCCAAAGUCUACAAAGUUGUAGCUACCCAUCGCCUACCAAAAAUCAAACGAAACUUCCAUCUUUAACCUUUAUCUCUUCAAUUUUUCAAAAUUCCAAGGGAGAUGCUAGGAAGGACGGACGCAUCGACUAAAACAAAAAAUCUCAAACCCCUCGUAACAAUGAUGCAAAAUGGCAUGGAUUCGAUUCCGCAGCAAAAUGGGUCCAUACAUACCAACUCGUCCUCGUCUUCAAACUCACACAACUCAUCGUCGCAGACGAACCCUGGUGGAAACCAAGAGGAGAGCAAGACCAACCUUAUCGUCAAUUAUCUUCCGCAGACAAUGACCCAGGAAGAAAUUCGAUCACUAUUUUCAUCAAUCGGGGACGUGGAGAGUUGCAAACUUAUUAGAGAUAAAGUUACAGGGCAGAGUUUGGGUUAUGGAUUUGUAAAUUAUCACAGGCCCGAGGAUGCAGAAAAGGCUAUCAACACCCUAAAUGGGCUCAGGCUCCAAAACAAGACUAUCAAGGUAUCUUUUGCCAGGCCAAGUAGUGAAGCUAUAAAAGGAGCUAACCUAUAUGUUAGUGGACUGCCUAAAAAUAUGGCCCAACAAGACCUUGAGAACUUAUUCAGUCCUUAUGGUCGCAUCAUCACAUCAAGGAUCCUGUGUGAUAAUAUUACAGUUCGCCAAUUCGUCACUGGGGCUGGAGACAAUGUGCCAUGUCUAUCAAAAGGUGUAGGAUUCAUCAGGUUUGACCAACGCAUCGAGGCAGAACGGGCUAUACAGGAGCUGAACGGGACAAUACCGAAGGGGUCUACAGAACCUAUCACAGUGAAGUUCGCCAACAACCCGAGUAACAACAACAAGGCCAUCCCUCCGCUAGCCGCGUACCUGGCACCUCAGGCUGCUCGCAGGUUUGGUGGCCCCAUCCACCAUCCGACCGGCCGCUUCAGCACUGGAAAGACUCUGCUAGCCAUUAACAAAGGGUUACAGAGGUACUCUCCCUUGGCCGGAGACCUGCUAGCUAACUCGAUGUUGCCCGGCAACGCCAUGAACGGCUCUGGCUGGUGCAUUUUUGUAUACAAUUUGGCUCCAGAGACCGAGGAAAACGUCCUGUGGCAGCUGUUCGGACCGUUCGGUGCCGUUCAGAGUGUCAAAGUCAUCAGGGAUCUCCAGACAAAUAAAUGUAAGGGAUUCGGCUUCGUCACGAUGACCAACUACGACGAAGCUGUGGUCGCAAUCCAGUCACUUAACGGAUACACCCUCGGCAACCGUGUCCUUCAAGUCUCUUUCAAGACAAAUAAGAGUAAAGCUACAUAAACGUAACGAGUUUAUUAAUUUCUCUCUUUCUGUCCAAUAUUAAAACUAGUCACUUGAGCUGUGUUAAGGCUGGAAUCGUCCCUGCAUUGAUCUCAUUUUACCAGGUCAUCAGCGGACGUGGAUCCUGUUGCAUUUGUUUUUAUAUAAGCCCUUGUGUAAUUGGCUUGUACUUUAGCAAAAUUUCUGGUUGUAUGUGAAAGAAAGGGAUAAUCAUGUGAUAUUUAUAGUAAGUCAUUCUCGUCGCUGACGACUACCAGGGACUAUACAGCCUUUACAUUCACCACAGGUAAUACACAACUAAUUAAUAUUUCUAAUAACAGUACGUAUAAAUAAAUAUAUGACAGCGCAUAUAUUUAUUUAUGUUAAUGUGUAUUUAUACUCAAAAGAAAACUUCAAGCUAGUCAAAACUAGUGCAAGUCCUGUGUUUCCUAAAGAGUUUAUACAUAUUUAAAAAAUACGAAUAGAAAGUUUAGCAUUUAUAUUAUUGUUCAGCUUAUCCCUAUUUAUUACCAUUUAUAAUAAUUAUAAUUAUUAUUAUUAUUGUUAGUCGUAGUUGCAGCAGUAAUUGUAAUAGUGUUUUAGAGUUAUUCAGUGUUGUAUUUGAAAGCUUUUCUCUCUUUUCAUUGUACAGGUACAACAGAUAUUAGUUGAGUUAAUCGAGCACGUUCAUAGUGUUCGGUGAUAGUUGAUCAGGGGGUUGUCUCUGUACACUUGUACGUGUACCUAUCCGACUCUUGUACAGGCAACACCCUCGUCAACGGAACUGCAAAUACAAACAAUUCCUGCUGCACCAGUUCAUUUAUUGUUGAGCCGUCUGGUUCUGGUUUCUAUUCUGUGGGCGUUCAAUAGAUUUGCUAAAUAUUAAUCUACAUACCGAACAAAACUUUAAUGCAGUUUAAGAACUGUCCAGGACAAAUCUGACGUUUACUUUGUAAAUACGGUACAUGUUUUAUAGAGUAGCAAUUAAUUAAAAAUACUGAAUUGAAUGUUGCUAAUGCAAACAGUUGCAAUAAGUACAGGCUAUAUUAAGAUUAUGAAUUGUUCGAGUUCAGAAAUGUGUGCUUGAUGAUUUGGAUUUUCGAGGUUUUCUUUGGUUUUAUAGUUUAUUGAUUUAACUGUACCAAGUUAGUAGUUUGGUGUUUGUUUUUGGUUUCUUCUUUUAAUUUACUCACACAGGUUUUCACGUUUUUGUUUUGUGUAGCUUAGUUUAUGUAACUAAGAUGUUUUGUUUCGUGUGGUUUUUUUGAAUGAUAAAAGCCACAUAUAUUAUGAGUUAGAUUAAACUAUUAAUGGCUUUAUAUUGCAGUAUUUCUUUGGUUUCAUUUUGGUUUUUUGAUGUUAAUUAUAUUAAUUUAUGUGUGCUUAUGUGUUUUAAACUCUUACAAUAAAACGAAGUAAAAACUAGUAGGGUGUUUUAUUAUGUAGGUGUAUGUAAGAUAAAAAUUCGUAUUCCACUGAUCGGUUUGGGGAAUAACACAGACUUGCACCCCACAAAAGUUAUUAAAAGUUAGAAUUUUUAAACUUGAAUUUAUGUAUAUACAUAAAUACACAUGGAAGAAUGUACGUGUUUGAGUAUAUAUGUACAUACAUAAAGAUAUUUUAAGAAUAUAGGACGUAAAUUUUUGCUGCCCAGACUAAAUGUCAGCUUACAUGAUAAAUUUAUUUUUGUAUUUUAUACAAAUAUUAGCAUUCCUGAUGGGCAAACAAGCAAUCAAACUAUUGCUGGUGUGCAUGAACUGGUACUCUUACCUCUUAUACAAUGUCAUAAUAUUUAUGAAUACAUCUAUGUUUUGGACUUUGAAAGUAAGAUGUAAUAAAUUAAAGAAUAAAUAAAAUUAAUGGCCUAUAUCUGAUGCAGCUGCCUAGUUUGUAGAAAACGGAUGACAGUGGUGGUGUGUGCACGUCGCGUGCAAAGCUUAGAAUGACAAUGUGUGCGCAAGCGACGUGUUGACAGGCCACUGUACAUUCGAUCUCACAAUGCAAUAUGUCACCAGUUGAACCCAAGACUUUCAUUAUCACUAGUGUAAUAUUUGGAAAUUGAUAUUUUAUGUACAUACUAUAAAUAAUUAUAUAUACAAAUAUAUAUUUAAAUGUAUCGAUUUGCCUGAAAUUAGAAAAAAUCCUAGACAACAUUUUUUAUAUAGACGAUGUUGAGGGCGAAGUGAUGUCAGUGUGUUCACUCGGGAACGUAGCUGUAACGAUCCAUUCCUCUCCUGAGUUGGUGUGUAAAUUGUUUACAGAUAGACUUAUCAUGUAAGAGGUCAUUUUUAUUGUUUUCACUUAGAAAAUACAAUUACGAUAUUAUGUAAUUGUAUAGUUUGAGUUUGAUUCAUUCACUCUCUGUGUGUACAUAUAAGAAUGAGUGGUAUAGACUCGAAUGCUUCCAUGGUUCCGGAGACAGUUGGCUCAAGUAGGUAAUAGUGUCACAUGACUGGGAAUUACGUGCAAUACGGUAUUCUGCUCUUAACUUUAGUUUUUCACUUGAAAUUAAAUUUUUCAUCUGACUUGCGUUCUGCAGUCAAUUUGUAGCAGUUAAUGAAAGAUAUUGGCUUUAUUAUUUAUUAAAUUGUUUGCUCAAAGAGCAUAAUUACUCAUAGUAAAAGUAGAAACAAUUUCAUAAUUACGUAUUAUGCGAGUAUAAUUAAGUGAAAUGAUUUGGCAAUUUUUUACAUAAUUAAUAUAUUUGAUUACCAGUAAUUGUUUAGAGGAACGAAUAGGCCUAACAAUUUGUCUACAGGUAGGGAAUGCAACAAUAAAAAUGGGAACGAACCGUUUGUGUUUGUAAUUUUUAGUUUUUUUUAUAUAAAAGUGACACCAUAGAUUAACACCGUAGAAUAUGAGACAAUAUAGUGUUGUGUACAAAUAUAGUCUUAUGUUCCCGACAUUCCAUAUUAAGUAUAAGUUUCUCUGUACGAUCGUGUAUACUAUUAAGUGAGUUGAGUUUCUGUUAUCGUUUGAGUUAGCAUUCAAUUGUAAUGUAACAAAAUCUAUGUUUUCUACAACCGAUUAAAUCCUAUGGAAUGCAUUAUUAUGGAGAAUUGAGUUAUGUUAGCUGUCCUAGUAGUCCUGCUGCUACGAGCAGAGAACCGACGCGGACGGUGCGGCGCGACGGUUGUGGUACGGUAGCAUAUCAGUCGCGAGUCGCGCACCGACACCAAUCCAAUAUGUUUGCCUUUGUCGGAUGCCGCCUACUCUCACUCCAUCUACCCGACAAUACAAGCUUCUUGCUCCACACUAUUAUAAAUACGUGUUUUAUUGGUUUGGUCCCUUCUAUUGUCGUAGAAUCGCGUAGGUCACUGAACAUAGUGUAUAGAGUGUAGCUUGUAAAUUAUGAAAAGGCGACAUUCGACUAAAACACUUUCUGUGGAGUCACCGACUUGUCCAGUGAGAUAGGGAACUCUCCCUCGAGUAUCGUAGAGUUUUCACUCUGUUCCCCAAAAAUGGUUCCUAGAGUCGACCCGUGUUAAUUAAAAAAUGGUAAGUUUUAUCACCUACGAUGUUGACGACGUUAUAUGUGUAUAUAUGUAACACACGAUCUGGCCCUAACGACGCUAAUAUAUAAUGUGAUGGGACAAUGUGAUGUUGUGCAAUUUGUUUAUAGCUGCGGUUAGAGGGACAAUGGUGCGUAGUAGUGAUACUGUUUGACAAAGGAAAGCUAUUUUUAGAGGGAAGAUGGCCUAUACUAAUAGAAUUUAAAAGAGAUGUUGUUAAAAAGUGGGCCGAUAUUUGAGGAAAUAUUUUUGGAGGUUGUGGAUGACGGUUCAGACGUUAAAGAGCAUUUCAUAUUGUGAUGAUAUCUAUUCUAGUUAUACAGUACCAUAGGUCAUAACUUUUUGAAGCUUUACAUAAGAAAUUGUUUAUUAAUACUAAAAGGAUGCAAUUUUGCUAACGAUUUUGAGGAACUAGAUUCCUAACUCGAUAUUUUGUCUCUACUUUUGUGGUUUUGCUUUCCUGUGUCGUAUGUAGUUGCAUUAGUGACAUGUUUUUAAAGAACUUCUAUAUUAACUGUAUUUUAAUAUCAAUUUAUAUAAAACAUUAUAAUUCUUCUCCUUUAUGUGUUAAAUGGAUACCCUUCCCCAAACGCCACUCCACAAUGUACCCUUGUAAUACUUAUUUAAAAUUAGAAGUGUAGAUCAUCAUUUAGAGACAUUCUAUUUUCAACAACAAUGUUGUAAAAUUAUAUAUUAAAUUAGUUAGCUUUGAUUUAUUAUCUGAUCUGUGUGUGCGGGUGUGACCCGAGCUUUCUACUCUCUCUUCUCGUAUCUGAUCUAUCGACGUUUCACUUCACACCCGUUAGCUCAGAUAGAUAUGUUUGAUGUGUAUUUAAUAUCGUUCACCUUAUCCCUGUUUAGAUGAUUCUUUGAUGUGUUCUUUUGUAGUGUGUGUUUGAUUGUGCGUACUUUGACUAGUGUUUUGUUGACGACUGCAGUCAUUUCGGUCCAGCUUGGAGUGGUCCACACUUAUAGGAAAGGAUUGUCAUGAAUCUGGAUCCGCUAAAAUUCCGUACAUUUAUGUAUAUGUAUGUAUACAAUAGUAUACACACACUCGCACAUGUAUGUACUCAAUUUUGCAUCCACAAACACAUAUACACGUCACGUACGUGUAGAAUAUAUGAACAUAAUUGUGUACGUGUAUACGUGUAUAUGUGGGAUAGUACAUUACCUCAGUAUAAUAAAUGCAAUAAAUUAAACAUAUUGUUGGCAGCCUGUUACCACUUCUAUUUUCAUCGAUCGUCCUAAGAAGUAUAAAAAGCUUUCAUACUCUUUGUGUAAUUGUUGGUAAUUGUUAAAAAGACUUUCUAGUUGUAAGUUAAUCGUAUUUCAAAAUGUUAACAAUGAAUUCUGGUUAAAUUUGUUAAUAUAGAAAAUUGUUCCGUUAAUAAAGUAUAAUUUGUCACAACUAAUUUAAUUGAAUUGAAUUUGAAUUUAAAAGGAUUUAGAAGUUUUUGAUUGAGUAGUGAGUGUCACUGUCAAUCGGCUCUGGAACUUGUAAAUAUAAAUGUACAUUAGUGUAGACGAUCCAUCGCGGUACAAUCACUGGCCAGACAUGUGUUCCUACACCAUUUCUUGCCACUUCUACCAGUUUUACGAUUCUCCUUUUCAAAUUUGAAACUUAUCCAACCUGAAUAAGACUUAUGCAUGUUUUGCUUACAUUUCAUUCUGUACAAUGUGGUUCUCAUAGUUUAAAAUGUUAAUAGAAGGAAAAUGCACAACUAUCGGUAUUUGGCGAUUAUUUUGGAAUUCAAGUCGCGCCAAAUCAGUGUUACACGGUCGAGUGUGUAUAUUGUAUUCUAUGAAUGCAUGUAUGCAGAACUUAUUCCCAGCAAUAACGCGUGUUUCAAUUCUUAGAAAUUCAUUCUUUUGGCACUUUUUAAGUGGAUAUUUAAUGCUCCGUGUAGGUAUGAAUCCUACACGUGUUUCUUUCUGGCCGUUCUUUCUCAUUUUCUCUGUAGAUAAUCAAAAUAUUUAAACUUUAGUUAAAAAUUGUCUCUCCUCUUCUGUUUGAAGACGAUAUGUUACCUUGAUCUAGUCUAGAAUGUUGGGUACUUGAGCUUCCAAGUACAAAUAUGGCUUUCAGCACAAACUAAUUAUCGUACUGUCUGGCAGUGUUACAAUAUUGUAUUACCUUAAUUACUUUUAUAUUAUAGUAUUUGCUGUAUCUCAUGUCUAUUUUUUCUGUCUAGUGUCACAUGAUAUUUAUUGCGUGUACGAAUUUUAAUCGGUACUUUCCUUAAUAUUCAUUGAGAUAUGUAAUAAUGUUAAAGAUUGCUUUGAGUCCUGAAUAUUCCCACUCCGCCGCUGCCGCUACAGGGGGAGGUUCCACAGAGUUACUCCUGAUUUACACAUUGUAUUACCCGUAACGCUUGCAGUUGUCUCAUUUGUCUCUUCUAUUGUCAGUAUUCGAUACUAGUUAAUAUCAUCAAUGUUUAGCUUUCUUUCUCGAUCUUUUGUUUAUCGGGGACAUGCUCUCCACCAUCUGUGUGAUCCUCAUUUAUUUCUCUUGCUUCGCUGUGUUGUCGACACAUGAUGAACCUUUAAUUUAUAAUAUACAGAGUAAGGAUAAGCUUUUCAUACAUUGUUACCAUAUUGAUAGUUGGCCAGUCCGGUGGGGGCGAUUGACGCGGGGCUCGGAGCUCGGAUGUCACUAGCGACACAGCGGGCGGUCUCACUGACGGUAGACAAUCUCACUGACAGUGGGCCGUCUCGCCGACAGUGAGCGGCCUCGCUGACACUGAGACUGUCUCGCUGACAGUUGACAGUCUGACUGACAGUGGGCUGCCAGUGUACGUACAGUUACUGGUGUUUUAUCCACCACAGACCCGAACCGAGCUCAGCCAUUGUCGAUACACUGUCGUCGCUCUCCACUUGUCUGGGUUCAGAACAGAGUUUUUACUUUGACUGCAAAGUAACUUUCCAAAACAGACUUUGUUGUAAUUGCAAUAUUUGUACUUUUCCAUGUUGAAAACUCACAAUAAAUUAUUUAAACAUUGUAUAAAA